Gryllus bimaculatus (two-spotted cricket) is the source of this 984-nucleotide messenger RNA. The record is from the annotation of a GenBank genome assembly. NCBI's taxonomy places the organism in Eukaryota, Metazoa, Arthropoda, Insecta, Orthoptera, Gryllidae.
AUGCGACCACUGCGUUGCGCGCGACCUGCUCGGGCGACCGGUCACAUCGCUGGCUCAAGGCACCUGCGGAGGCCGCGCCCCCGGCCCCAAGCGCGGGCAGCGCUGCUCGCUGGCGACGGCCGCCGUGCACUGGCAGGCGGGAGACAGACAGCAUGCGAGGGAGAUUGGGCUGGUGCCGCUUGUCUCGGGCGCCGCGCCGUGGGCGAAGGCAAACUCGUUCAGUCCUCCCCUUUGCAGACGUGCAACUGCUCCGCUGCUGACACCUGGGCUUAUGAAUACGCGAAAGGAACUGCAACGCUUUGCAGUUUGGAGGCGGCAGUAAGACGGGAGCACGGCGGGGGACGUCUCGCAGCCUGGCGCGCGGCGCGGGUCAAGUGGACGCCCUCGGCCGCCCUCGCCUCUCGAGCGACAUCCGAAAUGGCCGAAGGUCGAGGCGCGAGGCGGCGCGGGCGGCCUGAUUCGCAUGCGCUGGAGGAGCAGAACGAACGGAAGAGUGAACUGGACGGAGUUGAAGACGUUUCGCAGCAGCGGUACGCUGCGUUACAUAGGGCGUUACGUAAUAAUUAUGGGGGGCGCGUUACGGAGGGUAUUGUCGCGCUGGGAGGAGGUGUGUGUGUGUGUGAGUGUCUAGUCGGCGGCCGUGUCCCACUCGUCGGGGUCCACGGCCUCCCACACGGCGCCCUGCACCCAGCCGAAGGCGCCGCCCACGUACGAGAGCGCCAGCCCGUUGUACAGCCACUGGCGCCAGCCCGUGCGCGUGCCGGCGUCCACGCGGCUCUCCAGCUCCUGGCAGAGGGCGCGGCGGUCGUCGCACACCAGGCGCUUCUUGCAGUCGGCGUCGCACGCCUGCCGCUCGGGCGAGCUCUUCCAGUAGUGCCUGCGGACAGGGCCACCCGCCUUUCACACUCCACGCUCGGGCUUGGGCUUGCUUUGGGGGCAGAAGUGGAAUUAAGCGGUCGUCCUUCAAAACAGAUCAACGCGUAG